This is a messenger RNA of Mesocricetus auratus (golden hamster), 1933 nucleotides long. RefSeq names its product CD5 molecule like (gene Cd5l). The transcript has 6 exons. The record is from RefSeq and is a predicted model, not a curated record. NCBI's taxonomy places the organism in Eukaryota, Metazoa, Chordata, Mammalia, Rodentia, Cricetidae. The coding region runs from base 105 to 1154 and encodes 349 amino acids. Gene Ontology annotation, cellular component: membrane.
CCCUCAGGACGUGUCUCUUCCUUCCCCUAGCAUUCAAGCCAAACAUUGCUGCCUGAGACCUUCACCCAGCCUCACUCAGCACACCACCCUCAGCUGCCGGCCUCAUGGCUCUGCUCUUCAACUUGCUCGCCAUCUCGGCCAUUUUCAUUGGAUCCUGCCUCUCAAAGUCUCCACCCAAAGUGCGGCUAAUAGGAGGUCCCCACCGCUGCGAAGGGCGAGUAGAGCUGGAGCUCAAUGGCCAGUGGGGGACUGUAUGUGAUGACGGCUGGGACUUGACUGAUGUGGCUGUGGUAUGCCGGGAGCUGAAUUGUGGAGCAGCCAACAAAACCCUAAGUGGUACAUUAUAUAAGCCAGCAGCACCAGAAAACCAACGAGUUCUUAUUCAAGACGUCAACUGCAAUGGGAUGGAAGACGCAUUGUCUGAAUGUGAGCAAAAUGAAGACGUUUUUAAUUGCCCACAUUCAGAAGAUGCUGGGGCACGGUGUGAGGAUGCCCCUUUCAGCCCAGAGAAUGUGCGGCUCGUAGACGGCCGGGGGCACUGCCAGGGCCGAGUGGAGCUGCUACACCAGGUGCAGUGGAGCAGUGUGUGCAAAGCAGGCUGGAACUUACGGGCCUCGAAGGUGGUUUGCAGGCAGCUGGGGUGUGGGCGGGCACUCCAGACCCACAGAGGCUGCAGCAAGAUGGCUCAGGGCAAAGGACACAUCUGGAUGGGCCAGAUGUCAUGCUCUGGACAAGAAGCAAACCUUCAGGACUGCCCUUUUAAGCCUUUGCAGAACCACUGUACCCACAGCGAGGACACAUGGAUAGAAUGCGAAGAUCCCUUUGAGCUGAGGCUGGCUGGAGGAGACAACCCCUGCUCUGGGAGGCUGGAGGUGCUUCACAAGGGUUCGUGGGGCUCUGUCUGUGACGACGGCUGGGGAGAAAAGGAGGACCAAGUGGUGUGCCGGCAGCUGAGAUGUGGGAAGCCCCUCUCGGAAGCCAGAAGAAGUUACGGACCCGGGGUUGGCCGCAUCUGGCUGGAUGACGUUGUAUGCACAGGGGAGGAGCCGUCCCUGGAGUCCUGCCUGCACAGGCUGUGGGGCUAUAACGACUGUACCCACAAGGAAGAUGUGGCAGUGACCUGCUCAGAAACUACCCCGGACUUCGAUGUGUGACCCGGAUCCUUGCCUGACCUGGAUCCCUGCUGCUUGUUCAGUUGGACCUUGAUUCUCCUUGUGGUUAUAACUGGCCAUGGACGUUAGCCACUUCUCCCCGAGCCUCUUAAGAGUCUGAACAAUGUGUGUCUUUAUCUCAGGGGUACACCUGCCCACAGUCCCCUUAAGAUAUGAGCCGCUGCGGUCCCUUGCUGAAGAAGUGUUUCCAGUUGUCCUUUGCCUUACUUUCUCUUCCCAGCCUACUUGGCACAACCCGUCAGUAAGCAACAUGGAGGAUGUGACAACAAAAGAAGAACUUGAAAGGAAAUAUGGUUAGACAGUGUUUUAGAGGCGGGGAGAAAACAGACUUUUCUGAAUGCUCUUUAAAUUUUGUAACAAGCCAAGUGAUCACAACAAUAACGCUUCACCACUCUGCCACUCUCAGAGAACGUAGCAGCGUGGUCUCCUGUAGGCCUUGAAUGUUACUCGUUGAGUUCUAGACGUCUACCCAAACCCAUAUGUCUGAAGUUUGGUGUCUGAUGCAGCAGCAUUCUGAGGGACCUAACUGCACCAUGUGAUCUGGUCCCUCGGCCCUUAUGAAUGGAUUAAUCACUGGAGAAUCCAUGGGGAGGUGGUAGAAACUUUGGGAGUUAGGAUCUAGUUAGAGGAAGAAGGCCACCUGGGUGUGCCUUCAGAAGGGGAUAUUUUCUUCACAGCUUGAUCCCCUUCCCCUGUUCGAGGGCUGACUCUAUAUCUUAGCUGUUGUGAAUUAUGCUUCAAUAAACACGAGUAUGCAGGUA